UUGGUGGCGGAGGGGCGAGCGGCGAAAGGCGGCAGCGGGCAAAUCCCCGGCGCACGGCGGCAGCGCGCGUUUGUUUCAUGAUGGAAACAGUGGUGAAGUCUCACUGUGAGGAACAGUACCCUCAUCAGGCUGAAGACUUCCAUGGGAAGCAUGAGCAGAACAGCAAGCUUUCAGCAGGAAUAAAAAGAGAUAUUGAAAACCUUUAUGAAGCAGUGCCACAGCUUGUAAAUGUGUUCAAAAUUAAGGAAAAAAUUGGAGAAGGUACCUUUAGUUCUGUUUACUUGGCCACAGCACAACUACAAACAGGACGCGAGGAAAAAAUGGCUCUGAAACACUUGAUUCCAACCAGCCACCCUCUGCGAAUUGCUGCUGAACUUCAGUGCCUCACAGUAGCAGGGGGACAAGAUAACGUUAUGGGAGUUAAAUAUUGCUUUAGGAAGAAUGAUCAUGUGGUUAUUGUUAUGCCAUAUCUGGAACAUGAAUCCUUCUUGGACAUUUUGAAUUCUCUUUCCUUUGAAGAAGUGAGGGAAUACAUGUUUAAUCUGUUUAAAGCGUUGAGGCGCAUUCAUCACUUCGGUAUUGUUCACCGUGACGUCAAGCCCAGUAACUUCCUCUACAACAGGCGGCUGAAAGAGUACGCCUUGGUAGAUUUUGGCUUGGCACAAGGAACCCCUGAUACGAAAAUUGAACUUCUCAAAACAACCCACUCUGAAGACCAGCAGGGAAGUUGUUCGCAAACUAAGCCCACCAUAGCCUUGGGAAACGGGGUUUCUGUCGGUGUCACAGCACUUAAACAGAUAGCUCAACAGUCAGCCUCAAAAGCAGCUGAUAAAAGGUCCAGCUCAAUUUCAAAAAUACAGAUUAAACAAGGAAGAGGAGGAAAGGAGGAUUCUGCGCACCAUUCUGUCCAGCGCUCUGUCUUUGGAGAGAGGAAUUUCAAUGUCUAUAGUUCCACAUACCAGGAGAACACGAACACAAAACUCAUAAAACAGGCAAAGAUGAUAGAUGUUUCAUCUAGGAAGUUAGUAACAAAGAAGAAGAUCACUUCUACCAAAACAGCAAGCAAUGGGGCAGCCAGGAAAGCUGCCAGUGGUUGUCCCUCAAACCUGACCUGUGACUGUUAUGCAACAGAUAGAGUUUGCAGUGUUUGCCUUUCAAGGUGUCAGCAAGUUGCUCCCAGGGCAGGAACACCUGGAUUCAGAGCACCAGAAGUAUUAACGAAGUGCCCCACUCAGACCACAGCAAUUGACAUGUGGUCUGCGGGAAUCAUAUUCCUUUCUCUGCUCAGUGGACGGUAUCCAUUUUACAAAGCAAGUGAUGAUUUAACCGCUUUGGCACAAAUCAUGACAGUUCGUGGAUCCAGAGAAACCAUUCAGGCUGCUAAAACUUUUGGUAAAUCAGUUCUGUGUACCCAAGUCGUCCCAGCACAAAACUUAAGAACCCUCUGUGAGAAGUUGAGAGGAACAAAUAGCAGCUGUAAGAGAUCCCAGGGUGAAGUGCCCAGCAAGUCUGUCAAUGACUCAGCUUUGCCAGUUGCAGUAGACAAAUGUGCUCCCGAGACACUUGGAAAACAAAUUCACCACUUAGAGAACUUUCAGGAAGGUGACAGUGCUUUGGAAAUGAAGGCAACAGACAUGAAAGGAUGGGAUCAGGUUCCUGAUGAAGCAUAUGACCUACUUGAUAAGCUACUAGACUUAAACCCUGCAACAAGAAUAACUGCAAAAGAGGCUUUGCUGCAUCCUUUUUUUAAAGACGUGAGACUCUGAGAAGAUGCCAUAUUCUAUUAUUGCUUUCAUACCUUUUAUGUGGAAAUGAAGUCCUGAGGUAGUUUUACCUUGCUGCCUAUAACAUUUAUGCUCAUUGAAAUACCAUCACACUGUGCACAAAACUACUGAAACCUUGUCCUGUACAGUUGGACUGCAAAUGUAAGUUUACUUUAAGAAAUACUUGCAGAUGUAAGAGUUACAUAAACAUCACUAACAUGGUCUUAUCCUAAGACACUUCUGAGGGGUUAUUGCUGUGCAUACCUGUUCUCUGAGAAAGUUAACUUUGAUCAAAAACUACCAAAAAAAAAAAAAAAAGGUUUCACAAGCUCUAUGCUUAAUUCUUGAGAUAUUCCCUUAAAAUUUACAAAUUUGCCUUAAGGCAUGACUGAAAUAAGAAAGUGCUUGAGAGACUUUUUUCCAUACUUGCAUAUCUCUGCUUUGUUCCUGAUUAGUACAUGGGGGACUGAAAAUGGAAGAGAGUGUGUUAAUUUUGUUCAGACUAUUUUCAGAGAACAGUAUUACUUUGGGAGUGUUGCUAGAGGAGAGGCCAGGUGCUGGAGGUUAUAUCAUCAAAAGAAAAGUGUAACUGUUUUAAAAGGACAUUUUUAUUCCUGUCUGGUCUUUCCUAGUUAGGCAAUAGUAUUAAACGCAAUUACUCAUUUUGCAUCGUCCGUGUUUCCUCAGUGCCAUGGGUAACUGUCAAUAUUCAACAGCUGCUGCCUUCAGAAUGUUUCACGUGACACGCAUAGCUUUGAUUUCUGUUACAGAA
Molecule: messenger RNA, 2535 nt
Organism: Chroicocephalus ridibundus (black-headed gull)
Lineage: Eukaryota; Metazoa; Chordata; Aves; Charadriiformes; Laridae
Gene: CDC7
Product: cell division cycle 7
Exons: 12
Coding region: 78-1766 (562 amino acids)
Biological process (GO): protein phosphorylation; mitotic DNA damage checkpoint signaling
Cellular component (GO): nucleus
Molecular function (GO): ATP binding; protein serine/threonine kinase activity
Source: RefSeq, a predicted model, not a curated record